Molecule: messenger RNA, 324 nt
Organism: Prunus armeniaca (apricot)
Lineage: Eukaryota; Viridiplantae; Streptophyta; Magnoliopsida; Rosales; Rosaceae
Source: the annotation of a GenBank genome assembly
AUGGCUAGCUAUGCAUUGAUUAGGCUUGCUAUGUUUGUGGCCUUGUGCAUGGUGGUGAGUGUACCCAUAGCCUAUCCCAUAACAUGUGACCAAGUGUCCCGCAACCUCGUUCCAUGCCUAGACUACUUGAGGAAUUGCGGAGCUGUCCCUAAACCUUGUUGCAGAGGAAUUAGCAACCUCAAUGACUUGGGAAGAACCACCGCUGAGCGCCGGACCAUUUGCAAUUGUCUGAAACAGAAUGCUUCUAGCUUGACCGGAGUUAAUCCAACCUUGGCAGAAGAGCUUCCCGCCAAGUGUGGAGUCAAUGUUCAGGGGUGGCCCUGA